AUGGGACGGAGAAGCGCAAAGAACUCAAAGAAUGCUGCGGUGAGUGAUCCGCCCGCUGUCCAGCAUGCCUGGCACAAGAUUUUGCAGGCCAUCGCUACCAGGCCCUUUCUGCUUGACCAUAUUGCGCGCUGUCUCUUCCCGGACAGCCGCAAUCUGGUCACAGAAAACCUAUGGGAGCUGGCCAACAAAUACCUACCUGUGCCUCCGUCUCCACACUGUGAUAUCUUCUCCGACUUUCUUGCCCAGUGCUCCCGCUCUGGUGGAUGCGUGCCCAAGGAAGUCGGGAAAGCUGCCGCAGACUUCCGCGCUGCAAGGGCCCAAUACCAGAGGCUGCGGAAGUCGGUGGUGCACCAGUGCCGCUUGGACAUCACGGGGAGCUCCGAUGCGGACGUGCAGAAGCGUAGCGCGUUCCUGGCGAAGUGCAAGCGGGUCACAGUGGAGAAGCAUGCUACUCCCUAUCCGCCGCCUCAGCAUUGGGUGGCAGAGGGUCCCAAGGCGUACUUCAAAUGGAAGACGUGGUGUAGCAGUCAUAAGCUGCACGACAAGCGCGAGGGGCAUUGGCCAGUCCACCGCUUAUGCAAGGACAAGCUCGCCUAUGUUGCAGAGGCCGACGAGAGUGUUCUAUUCUAUGACCCGGAUGGAAACCUUGUCGGCUUCGUGAUACGCGACUUCUGCGCCAACCAGAAGAUUGUCGACACCAUUGCGGAGGAUGUGGCCAUGGGUUGUUCUUAUAAAAAGAACGUCAGGGUGUGUUUUGCAUAUUUUUCAUUAUGA
Messenger RNA from Trametes versicolor FP-101664 SS1, 774 nucleotides. RefSeq lists its product as uncharacterized. The record is from RefSeq and is a predicted model, not a curated record. Bases 1 to 774 code for a protein of 257 amino acids. NCBI's taxonomy places the organism in Eukaryota, Fungi, Basidiomycota, Agaricomycetes, Polyporales, Polyporaceae. The transcript has a single exon.